AUGACGGUGAAUAAAACACACGAUGAAAACGAUGAAGAAAAAAUCGAAUCGGAUGAAGCUGAUGAAUCUGAGAAAGAUCCUCCACAGCAGAAACCAUCAGGAAUAGUCGAUGGUAGUCAACGGAUUGAAAGGAAACAUCGAGAAACAUCGAUUGAAACAAAUAAAGUUCCUUAUAUGAAUCCUGCAAAAGAAAACCAGAACGGUUAUCAAGCAGCUGAGAACAUUUUUGUGUCCGGCCUAUGGCUAUAUCGAUAUUAUCAAUAUAAUCAGUGGUUCGGACCAUUUCAACAACAAAUUGUCUUCAAUCCAAUGACCAAAACACUAAAUGGCUGUGGCGUAGAUAAUGUUGGUCAAUAUCUAUUGAAUGGAUCGUUUUCAGUAGAAACUGGACAACUUGAGAUGAUGCAGCAUUAUCAAAUCGGUACAGGAAAUCCUAAUUUCAAUAUAGGUCACAAAGAUGCUAUUCAACUUACUUGGAACGCUUCAAGAAAAUUAUUCGAAGGCAUGGGAUAUUCUCAAUCUGGAGGAAAUUACGUACCAGGCUCAAUUAUCGAAAUGUCGCAUGCCUGA
This is a messenger RNA of Rotaria socialis, 570 nucleotides long. Lineage: Eukaryota; Metazoa; Rotifera; Eurotatoria; Philodinida; Philodinidae. The record is from the annotation of a GenBank genome assembly.